Messenger RNA from Capsaspora owczarzaki ATCC 30864, 602 nucleotides. Its product is annotated as inner membrane protease subunit 2. Gene Ontology annotation, cellular component: mitochondrial inner membrane peptidase complex; membrane. Gene Ontology annotation, molecular function: serine-type endopeptidase activity. Bases 18 to 521 code for a protein of 167 amino acids. NCBI's taxonomy places the organism in Eukaryota, Filasterea, Ministeriida, Capsasporidae. Gene Ontology annotation, biological process: mitochondrial respiratory chain complex assembly. The transcript is spliced from 4 exons. The record is from RefSeq and is a predicted model, not a curated record.
UCGCGCUCAGGUUUGGCAUGAAGAGCUUUCUGAAGGCGUUUGCAGUGCGCUCGCUGGUCAUUCUGCCGCUCGCCAUCACGCUGACAGACAGCGUCGCAAGCGUUGCAGGAGUCCAAGGCCGAUCCAUGCAGCCAACGCUCAAUCCAGACAUUGCGGUCGAUCACAUCCUCUUGGACAAGUGGUCGGUGCGAGACCAUCGGCACCGGCGCGGCGAAGUCGUCGUGCUGUGGUCGCCCGAUGAACCGACUGUGGCGGUGAUCAAGCGAAUCAUUGCGCUUGAAGGCGAUGUGGUCAAGACGCUCUCGUACAAGGAUCCGUUUGUUAAAAUCCCCCGUGGGCACUGCUGGGUGGAAGGCGACAACCACAUUCAUAGCAGAGACAGCAACACAUUUGGCCCGAUACCUGUCGCUCUUAUCGAUGCUCGAGCGACUCAUGUUAUCUGGCCACCUGCGCGGAUACAAAAGAUUGAGACUGUUGUGAGUCCCGAUCGAAUUGAGCGGUACGGCCGUGCCGGUCGGUGACCCGCAAAGCACGGAAACACCAAGCAUUUUAUUCGUUUCGCUUCCUGUACAACAAAUCAAAGCUGUAGUUCAAUGAUGCCA